Molecule: messenger RNA, 1988 nt
Organism: Lathyrus oleraceus (garden pea)
Lineage: Eukaryota; Viridiplantae; Streptophyta; Magnoliopsida; Fabales; Fabaceae
Product: cytochrome P450 76T24
Exons: 2
Coding region: 18-1520 (500 amino acids)
Molecular function (GO): monooxygenase activity; iron ion binding; oxidoreductase activity, acting on paired donors, with incorporation or reduction of molecular oxygen
Source: RefSeq, a predicted model, not a curated record
AGUAACUAACAAUAACAAUGGAAAACCAAACAGUUUUGCUAGUGAUUACUUUUAUGUGUGCAAGCAUUCUCAUCUUCAUUCUUAGAAGUCAAAAUUCUAGAAAACUUCCACCAGGGCCACACCCACUUCCCAUAAUUGGUAAUAUCUUAGAACUUGGCAAAAACCCACACAAGUCUCUCACAAAUCUAUCUAAAAUCUAUGGACCAAUCAUGACACUAAAAUUAGGAACAAUAACAACCAUAGUAAUCUCAUCCCCUCAAGUAGCCAAACAAGUCUUACAUGAAAAUUCACAAAUCUUCUCUAAUAGAAUUAUUCCACAUGCACUUUUUGCAGUUGAUCAUGGCAAAUUCUCAAUUGCGUGGCUUCCGACAUUAGAUUUGUGGAAGAAACUAAGAAAAGUUUGUGCUACACAAGUGUUUUCUAAAAAAAUGCUUGACUCAACAAAAAUCCUUCGCCAACCAAAGUUGCAAGAGCUAUUAGAUUAUGUGAAAGAGAAAAGCAAGAAAGGUGAGGCUUUUGAUAUUAAUGAGGCUGUUUUUACAACUGUCUUAAACUCAAUUUCAAACACUUUGUUCUCUAUGGAUUUGGUUCAUUCCACACAUGAUGAAAAGUCUCAAGAGUUUAAGAACAUUAUUUAUGGUAUCAUGGAAGAAGCUGGUAAGCCUAAUGUUUCAGAUUUCUUUCCUAUUCUCCGUCCUUUAGAUCCACAAGGUUUGUAUACAAGGAUGAAAAAUCAUAUGAAGAAGUUGUGUGAGAUUUUUGAUAAGAUUAUUGAAGAAAGAAUUUCUUCAAGAUCUUCCAAAGUCGAUGGUUCCGAGGAUUUUUGCAAUGAUGUGUUAGAUUCACUUCUCAAAAUCAACAAUAUUGGAGAAACCAUGUUAGCAUUAAGCCGCGAUGAGAUGGUGCAUCUAUUUCUGGAUUUAUUUGUUGCUGGGAUCGACACAACAUCAAGCACAAUUGAAUGGAUAAUGGCAGAAUUAUUUCGUAAUCCGGAAAAGUUAAUAAAAGCAAGAAAAGAGUUAAGUCAAACAAUAGAUAAAGAUGAAAUAAUUGAGGAAUCACAUAUUUCAAAGUUAACUUUCUUACAAGCAAUAGUGAAGGAAACAUUUCGUUUGCACCCACCAAUUCCAUUUUUACUACCCCACAAAUGUGAAGAAACUGUCAACAUAUUAGGCUUCAAUGUGCCAGAAAAUGCACAAGUAUUAGUCAAUGUAUGGGCCAUGGGAAGAGAUUCAACUAUUUGGGAAAAUCCAAAUGUGUUCAUACCUGAAAGAUUUUUGGAGCAUGAUGUUAAUUACAAGGGUAAUAAUUUUGAGCUUAUUCCAUUUGGAGCAGGGAAAAGAAUUUGUCCAGGAUUGCCAUUAGCUCAUAGGACUGUGCAUUUAGUGGUGGCAACCCUCAUACAUAAUUUUGAAUUGAAUCUUGCUGAUAUGGUAAUGCCAGAAGAAAUGAAUAUGGAUGAGAAAUUUGGGUUAACAUUAAAAAGGGUUCAAUCUCUUCGAAUUCAAGCUAUUGCAUAGGCUUAAUUAUAUGAAAGAGAUAGAGGAUAAGAACAUUUUUUUCUUAACAUGUCAUCUUUGAACUCACCCUCCUUCUCUAAUUGAUUUCAAAAUUCUAUCAUAAGUCUUAGUCAAUAGCGGAUCAAAAGUUCUAACCUAUUCCAGAGAUUCACUGGUCUCGGUGUUACUAGUGUUUCUCCUAGUUUGCUGGUCUAUUGAUGAGGGAUUUGACAGUCGAAAUUCUAGUUAAUUUUGAAUUGGGUAAUGCUUAUGAGUUUUCGUAUCUAGGGUAAUUUUUUUUUCUAAAAUUUUGUUUAGUGUGGUUUCUUUCCCUUUUUAUUUUGUCUUUUGUAAUUUUGUUGUUUGUUUGAUAUCGACUCUGAUGAGAGAUGUUAUGUAUCGUUAGAUUUCUUUAACUUAUAUAAGAAAACUGUGAAUGUAAUAAUCGUAAUUUGUGUCACUGCAAUAAAUAUAUUUUCUCUAAAUAAU